This is a messenger RNA of Mus pahari (shrew mouse), 1831 nucleotides long. RefSeq names its product Golgi apparatus membrane protein TVP23 homolog B. Lineage: Eukaryota; Metazoa; Chordata; Mammalia; Rodentia; Muridae. The record is from RefSeq and is a predicted model, not a curated record. Gene Ontology annotation, biological process: protein secretion; vesicle-mediated transport. The transcript is spliced from 7 exons. Gene Ontology annotation, cellular component: Golgi membrane. The coding region runs from base 117 to 734 and encodes 205 amino acids.
CCUUCCCACGAAGUGGCUUCCUGGUGCGCUUGUGACGUUGGCUGUAGAGCCGGAUCGCGUAGCAGCUGCGCUGUCGUGGCUCCCGGAAGUGGGGGGCGGGUUGGCGCGGGGUCGUCAUGUUGUCGCAGGACAGUAAUGAUGACACUGAAGACGUCUCACUGUUUGAUGCAGAAGAAGAGACAACCAAUAGACCAAGAAAAUCCAAAAUCAGGCACCCCGUGGCAUCCUUCUUCCAUCUGUUCUUCCGGGUCAGUGCGGUUGUGGUCUAUCUCCUCUGCGAGCUGCUCAGCAGCAGCUUUAUCGCCUGCAUGGUGACAAUUAUCUUGCUGCUGUCAUGCGACUUUUGGGCAGUGAAGAAUGUCACAGGUAGACUAAUGGUUGGCCUACGUUGGUGGAAUCAUAUUGAUGAGGAUGGGAAGAGCCACUGGGUGUUUGAGUCCAGAAAGUCAACGCCUCAAGACAACAAAACAAUCUCUGAGGCCGAGUCGAGAAUCUUUUGGCUAGGACUCAUCGCCUGUCCGGUCCUGUGGGUGAUCUUCGCCUUUAGUGCCCUCUUUUCCUUCAGAGUGAAGUGGCUUGCUGUGGUGAUCAUGGGUGUGGUGCUGCAAGGUGCCAAUCUAUAUGGUUAUAUCCGGUGUAAAGUGGGCAGCAAGAAGAACUUAACCAGCAUGGCUACGUCAUAUCUUGGAAAGCAGUUUCUAAGACAAAACACUGGAGAUGGUCAGACUUCAUGAGUAAAGAUGAAGACUGUGUCAUAAAGAUGAAGACUGUCAUGGACUCUGGGAGCAAUGGACAAGAUGCUUGGUGUUUAGAGCGCAGUCUGUUGCAGAGUGGAGUGUUGUGUUUGUUACUUAGAAGCGUAUUUAAAAGAAGGAAACCACAUGGGGCUAGAAAGUCUGUGUUGUCUGGAAACAGUGUCAGAGUGUGCCUUGGGUAUAUGUCUGUAAGACAGUCCUGUAGCAGCAACAAGUCCCAAAUCCAUGUGUCCUUUGCACAUGUGAGUGGACCUUCGCAUCUUGAUCCAUAGACUGUAGGAAGGGGUGUUCAGUCUGUCUCGAGUUCUGUGUUUGCAUAGCAUUCCUGUAUAUGUUUUUUGGGGGUACGUUUGAUUCAGUGGUAAGGGUGAACAUGUUGGUUUAUGUAUGAGUUAGAAACAGUUAUUAAUUUUAAUGUGUUCUUUAUGGUAAGGUUCCUUAUCUUAGACUUGUAUAAGCAAGUAAAAGCUAAAUUUGGGCACUAANGCUAACUGAUUUCUNAAAUGUUGGUUUUAGUUGGUAAUAAGUCAUUUACUCAAGGUCUAUUUGACAUAAGUGGACCUUUGUAGCUGUGGUGGAUAUACAGGGGCUGCUGUUGCUGUGUUUCUUUGUGACCAUAGAUCUCUCUGGAACUGUCUGAAAUCUCUUAGUGGUCUUUUCAUUAAGUUAAUAAAAUACUACCUUUUAAUAAGAAUAUUAUUCUUAUUAAUAAUAAUUAUUAUUAAUAAUGAGAAUACUUGCUUAAGUACUUGGCAUAAUAAAUGCCUAUAAAACAUUGUAUGAAUUUAUUUUUUCUUUUAUAAUGGGGAUAUUGUAAAUCACAUAUUUGUAUUAAGGUUAUUUCCUAAGACAAAGCAAUAUACUAUAGACUAAACCAAAUGUAAACUAUUGUAGGCAGCUGGAUUCUUUUGUAGCUACUGUAAAUUUUGUUGGAAUCUUUAUAUUAUGUCAUGAAUACACUUGUCCAUUGUUGGCACAUUUUAAAUGUCUUAUUUAUUAAGUGUCUUUAUUAAAGAGUGUAGCUUGGCAGGUGUAUAGCUUUAUAUUUAUAUAAAACUGCGGUUUACAAAGCAUUA